UUCUUCUUCGCUGUGGUGCUUGUAGCCCUAGCGAUUGAUGCCUUCUUCCUCUUCCGCGCAAGCAAAGGCACAGGUAGCCAGCCCAGGAUGGGUAGUCCCCACCCGACUGACACCGCUGAACAACCGGAGCCGUUUAAGAUGGAAAUCUAGUAAGACCUUCUGCUGUUGA
Molecule: messenger RNA, 169 nt
Organism: Dibothriocephalus latus
Lineage: Eukaryota; Metazoa; Platyhelminthes; Cestoda; Diphyllobothriidea; Diphyllobothriidae
Source: the annotation of a GenBank genome assembly